This is a messenger RNA of Ipomoea nil (Japanese morning glory), 1265 nucleotides long. Its product is annotated as protein SRC2-like. Lineage: Eukaryota; Viridiplantae; Streptophyta; Magnoliopsida; Solanales; Convolvulaceae. The coding region runs from base 129 to 1163 and encodes 344 amino acids. The transcript has a single exon. The record is from RefSeq and is a predicted model, not a curated record. Gene Ontology annotation, biological process: defense response.
GACCCUACACGUAAACUUUGACUUCUGACUUUUCUCAUCCUCUUCUUCCCCUAGAUUUCACGUCUCUUAAAUCUCCCCUCCCUUGAUUUCAGCCAUCAGUUUCUUGAAUUCUCCGUCCGAUUACAGACAUGGAGCACCGUACGUUAGAAAUCAAUGUUAUGUCGGCGAAAGAUCUGAACAAAGUGAAUCUGAUUUCCAAGAUGGAUGUGUACGUGGUCGUUUCGAUCUCCGGCGGAGACAAGAAGUCAAAUCAGAAGGCCAAAACCCCCGUUGACCGUUUGGGCGAUACCAAUCCGUCCUGGAAUUCUCCGAUGAAGUUUACCAUCGACGAGGCCGCCGCGCGCCAGAACCGGCUGACUCUCGUGUUCACGGUCCGCUGCGACCGCGCUCUCGGCGACAAGGAUAUUGGGGAAGUCUGGGUUCCGAUUAAGGAGCUUCUUGAUUCUCCGGCGGCCGCCGGGAGUGGCAAGCAGUUCGCGAGUUAUCAGGUGAGGAAACCGUCCGGGAAGCCGAAGGGACAGUUGACGUUUUCUUAUCAGUUUGGGGAGAAAAUUAGUGGCGGCGCUACGGCGGCGGUUAAUAAGGUGGGUGAGCCUGUUAAAACUUAUCCUCCGGUUGGACCGGCGUUCGGUUCCGGUUCAGUUGCGGCGGCUCAUAAGGUGGAUGAGCCCGUAAAAGCUUAUCCUACGGUUGGACCGGCGUUCGGUUCCGGUUCAUAUUAUCCGCCUCCUGAGCCGGUGACUGCCUAUCCGGCGGUUGGAUCUAGUUCUGGAUACGCGCCGCCGCCGCCGCGUGAUGUGGCAGCUGGUGGCGGUGCAUACCCAGCGCCGGGGUAUCCUCCACAGGGUGGCCCACCUCCGCCGCCAGGAGGAUAUGCUCCACCGCCGACAGCAUUUCCUCCCGCCGGGUAUGGAUACCCGCCGCCGCCGCCUUACGGUGGGUACCCACCGCCUCCACCAGCCGGGUACGGGUACCCGCCGCAACCCGGGUACGGAUAUCCACCGGUGCAACAGCCGGCGAAGAAGAAUAAAUUCGGAUUAGGAUUGGGGGCCGGGCUGCUCGGCGGUGCUAUCGGCGGUAUGCUGAUCGGAGAUGCAAUUUCUGAUUCGGCUGCUUAUGAUGCCGGAUACUCUGAUGGAUUUGAUUCUGGGUUUGACUUCUGAUCGGCGAUAACACUGUCACUUUGAGUACUUUCAUUUUACAUAAUUUCACCAUCCUGUGUAUUCCAAAAUUGCAAUAUAAUCAAGUUUUUUUUUUUUUUUUUU